Diabrotica balteata is the source of this 651-nucleotide messenger RNA. Lineage: Eukaryota; Metazoa; Arthropoda; Insecta; Coleoptera; Chrysomelidae. The record is from the annotation of a GenBank genome assembly.
AUGAAUAGUCAAAUAUCCAGAUUAGCAAAUCUUGACCACGUGUUCAUUUUGGAACUAUUGGGAUCAUGCUUUGCCGGUAAAUUCUUCCUCACCGUUAAGUUCAAAUUAAAAGUACCAUGGAAGGAUAUACUUAAAUGCGAUCCAUUUUGGGCUAUAUUUGUUAGUACUCUUGGCCAAGCAUGGGGAUUUCAAACGAUAAUUACUGAAAUUCCAAAUUAUAUAAAUAAAGUAAUGAAAUGUGAUAUCAAAUCCAAUGGAUUGUUAUCCGCUGCAACGUAUUUGGCCUGUUUUUUGUUGCUGAUUGGAUUUGGUUCUACAGCAGACUCGAUUAUUAACAGCAAAAUAACAACAAAUAAUAACUGUUCUAACAACCAGAAAAAUAUUCACAGCAGCCGUUUUAUUUCCGCGGCUGCAUUACUAGUACAAAGUUAUUUACCAGAUGAUACUAUAGUUUGGUCAGUUAUAAUGUUAGUGACAGCUGUAGGAGUACAAGCUGCCGCGGUUGGAGGAUUUGAAGUAAAUCAUCUUGAUCUAUCCCCUAAUUACGCUGGUAUAAUUUUGGGCAUUUGUAAUACAUUUGGAGAAACUUUAUCAAUAUUUGGUCUAACUGCUAUUCAUCUCAUCGUUACUGAAGAAGUAAGUAAAAAAUAA